AUGGAGGAUGGAGAAGCGGUGGUGGAGAGCGUGGGCUAUCUUUCCUUCGAUCCCCCCGAGCAGCCCGCACCCGAGGAUCGCCCCGUUGGGGCCUACUACAUCUCCAACAGCCGCAUUGGGGAGAUUCGGCCCCGGCCCGAUACGGGGAGCGACGAUGACAACACAGCCGCCAGUUCGAGCAGCGAUGAAGAUGACGACACCGACUGGUCCGACUCGGACGACGAGGCUCACCAGCCGCAGCGACAAUGA
Acanthamoeba castellanii str. Neff is the source of this 249-nucleotide messenger RNA. RefSeq lists its product as uncharacterized. Bases 1 to 249 code for a protein of 82 amino acids. The record is from RefSeq and is a predicted model, not a curated record. The transcript is spliced from 2 exons. Lineage: Eukaryota; Discosea; Longamoebia; Acanthamoebidae.